AAUAGUAGUUCCGAGAUGAAACAUGAGGGCAAGAGACUAUUUGAUCCUUCAACUUCGAGGCUGUACCUGUAUUGUGUAUAUCUUAUCCCUGACAAAAAAAAAAAAAUUCUCAAGAUGGGAUUAGCAGGAAGCAAAAUGUGGGAUGAAAUGUCAGAAGAAAGUAAGCCUUCAACUCCAAUAUCACGGAAACCUCUCAGGAUUCUUGAAAUUGACCCUCGUUCUCCGUCUAGUGGGAUAAGUCGCACACCUAUCCAGGUUGAGAAAACUCCCACAAAUAGCAAGGUAACUUCUGUAGAAUCAAAUGCAACUUCUCCCUUGGAAAGACCUAUGUUCCAUUAUCGGGUCAUUGAUGAUUCAAGAUCCCCAUCCUCACAUCAUCAAAGGAUUUCUGUCAAUGCUUGUGUUAAUGCAGGUGGUGAAGGUAAAAUUCAGAAAAAUAAAGAAAGAAAUACUGAUAACCUAGAUCAAUCGGAAAACGAAGGAUCUUAUGAUUACAAAAAUGAAUCUAAACUAAGAGAAGAUUGUCCUAAACCUUUAUUGAAAACCACUGACAGGACACCACUGGCCAGCAGAAUUAAUGUUAAUUCUCUGUGUGUGAGGCUUCUCCACCAACAGUUAGAAGAAAAGAAGAAACCAAAAACACGCGGAUUUAUUCAGGAAGAUAAAGAAAACUGACAAACCAAAUGAAAAUUGUAAAAAAUCGAAGCUAAAAGUAAAUAUGCAUUUCACUUAAAAAAUUAAAAUUCAUAUUAGAUUCUUAAAGAAAUGAAUGUGUAACUAACUUUUCACUUUACAACUGUAUUUGAUUUUACAUAUUCCUAAAUAUAUUAAUUCCUACUGUUCUCUACUAAGCAGUGCUCAUUGUUUUUAUUAUAAUGUUUAAGCAACUUUUACUCACAUUUUGAUAUUUAUGCUAAAGCAAUCCUUCAGGAAUCUUCAUUUGUAUAAUAUAUAUGUAUGUAUGUUUAGAAAUCUGUGUAGUGGUGGUUAUAAGACAAUUAUAUUAUGAAUAUUUUAGGUAACUGUAAUUAUCUAUGAUUUGAA
Limulus polyphemus (Atlantic horseshoe crab) is the source of this 1044-nucleotide messenger RNA. RefSeq names its product cell division cycle-associated protein 3-like. The transcript has 5 exons. The record is from RefSeq and is a predicted model, not a curated record. Bases 16 to 675 code for a protein of 219 amino acids. NCBI's taxonomy places the organism in Eukaryota, Metazoa, Arthropoda, Merostomata, Xiphosura, Limulidae.